Molecule: messenger RNA, 6063 nt
Organism: Branchiostoma belcheri (Belcher's lancelet)
Lineage: Eukaryota; Metazoa; Chordata; Leptocardii; Amphioxiformes; Branchiostomatidae
Exons: 17
Coding region: 144-5945 (1933 amino acids)
Biological process (GO): endosomal transport
Cellular component (GO): early endosome membrane
Molecular function (GO): metal ion binding
Source: RefSeq, a predicted model, not a curated record
GUUCAAUACGGCUAAGAUGGCGACGACUAUUUCCGGAGAGGACAGUUUCUUCCUGGUUUGACAAAAUUGGCGACAGAAAACAAGAAAUCAGAUUUCCCACUACAGCCAAGUGAUUGAAAGGGGAGCCACCAAAGACCUUCAAAAUGGAGCAGUCCUUCUUUGCUGCAGCAAACGAUUUGGACAAUGUCCUAGACGAGUUUGAAAGAAAUGAAGAUUUCCAGCUCGGGCAAGGUGUAGACUUUACUACAGCCAAGCCAACUCCACAAACCUCAGUCCCCAGCCAACCUGACACCAGUCUAGCAGGCUUCUACCCUGUCACUACAGGAGCUAGCCCCCAUUACCACCCUGCUGCAGUACCGCAGCAGCCCACCGGGGGCGCUGUGUACAAUGGUGGGAACUAUAGUGGUGGUAGGGACAAUACAAUGGCAAGCUAUGGUGCUCAAGUAAAGGGAUAUCCAAGACAGCCAGAUGUGAAUGGCCCAACAGGCCAGCAUUUGGGACCAUCUAUUAAUGCAGGCAAUUACCAAUCACAGACAGGGAUUGCAACAAACUAUCAGACAACCAUAGCAGGCACUUUCCAUGGAUAUCAAGAACAGCCAGGUCAAGGUCAAAUAUCGUUGAAUAAACUUCAGGAACAGCAAGCUCUGAGCAGCUACCAAACAGUCGCAGGACAGCAGAACAGCUAUCCUGUGAACAGCUUUCCAACACAGCCACCGAUGGGCAGUUACCAACCACAUGGAGCAGACAGCAGUUUCCACCAUCAGGCAGGGUUGAACAGCUAUCCAGCAGCCGGAGGUCCAACCCCCCACCCUCUCCCAGUUGUGUCACAAGGUGUCAGACAACCUGAUGCCCACCUUCUUGGGUCAAUACCAGACAGCCAGAUCCAGCCUUCAGUGUCACACAACACUCUACCACCCAUGUCCCUUCAUGGAGGGGCCUACCCCAGUGUUGGGAGAAUGUCAUCGCCACCAGUGAACCUAACAACAACUCCAGAAGCUCAGGUCCCAAAGAGCACAGCUAUGGCUAAACCUGACCAAUAUCCUAUAUCAACAGGACUGACGCAAGGUGUCAGUAGUGCUAGCACUGGCACAGUUGUAGGUGGAGCAACAGGGAUGUAUCCUUCUGUUCCAGCUUCUACUACUAGCCUGUAUCCAACAACAGACCUGACACAACAUAACGUAGAGUCAAACGUUGGUGGACUCAGAGAUGGGUUAUACCCACAAACUGCAGCGUUAGCCCAAAUGGCCAAUAUUACCACCGAAGGCACUGCUGGAAUUAACAGUAGUGUGAAGAGUUUGUAUCCAACAACUACAGGGCUACAAAUGGCUGUAGGAACUGGUGGUGUAGCUUCAAUGUCGUCUGAGAUUGGUGGCACAGAGGCAAGCAUGUAUCCCAACAUAGGACUUGCAAAGCCUGUAACAGCGAACAUCCAGGCACAGGCGACUGCCGACGAGUUAGUCAAAUAUAUGAUGACUUCCCAGAUUCUUAAAAAGGAUAAGGAGACACCUCCGAAUGCAAGCACUGAAUCUGCACCUAUCACUGUCAACACAGUAGGAGAGGGGGGUCCUCAGUUGGCAGUUUCUUUUAGAGGCAACCUUGAAGUGAAUUCUGCUCUCCAAACACAAAGCGUUGACACUGCCAACUCUAAAAGUGGUCAGACAGAUGAGAUGAAAAAUAGCAAUCUGAUAGCAGGUCUAAACAGUCUAGAAGCAAAUGAAAAGGGAAACAAAUCUGACUCUGAAAAAUUGCAUGAACAAGGACGGGAAAACAGCAUGACUGAAACAAGUGUACCCAAGGAGGACAUGGGUAGAACAGUUGAGGAUAGUCAGCCAACAGUCACAGCCACUGAUACAAGUGAUAGCCUUCUCUGUUUGGAACCGACUGCAGUGUUACCUGACAGUAAGGUGAUGGUAGUACCUGUAAGACAUCAAGAAACUGGAGAAACUGUUGUAUUGGAAGAUAAGAAAUCAUGUGAGCCAGUUCAUUCCAAUGGUGCACUGAGAAGUGUUGGCGAUAGCAAUACUGCAGAUUUAAGUCAGAACUCAGAAAUGGCAUCCACGUCCAUGCAGAGCAACAAAAACCUGCAAGAGGAAGCUGCUGUAACAGGAAAUGUUUUUGAACAGAAGGAAGAAGUUUUAAGUUCUUCUGAGUUGGAACAGGCUGGGAGCAAGGAAUUGAAAAAUGUAGAGAAUGCAAGUUAUGUAGAACAAAGUCAGGUCAGCACAGGAUUUGGAGGGGCUGGAAAUAAAAUGAUAGGCUUUUCUCCAGAGGUAGAAGUAGAGGGUGAAUUUGACGACGCAGAAAUAGAUGCAUACCUCGGGUUGGAUGGUGUCGGUCUGGGGAACUCUGGGAACGAGAGCAUGAUGGAGGCAGGCAGAGAGGAAGCUGGGAUUGUUGAAUCUGGUACAGUCUUGGAACAAGUCUUGGAAAAGUCCAGCCAAGAAGGGUCCAUAACCAAGACUGGUGUUUCACAGCUACCUGUUACUCUAUUUCUACCAACUUCUGGUGGUGAAAGCACGGAACAAAAAUUUGACAAACCUUCAGGAGACCAAACGCUUCAAAAUGACAACGAACGCAAUACCCAGCCAGAAAGUGGCGGCCCAGCAGGUGGUGAACUCUCAGAUGCAGACCCUUUUUUCAGUGCACAGACGAGUACAAGCCCGACCGAUACGUUAACCUCACUAGAGGAAGAAGAGGAGGAAAGCUGUAGAGUGCCAGAGACACAGGCUGUUACUGCACCUGCAUCGGUUGAUGUAAACAGUAUGCCUGACAACAGGACUAAUGAAAAUAAUGGAAGCAAAACAGGGGUUUCAGAGUCUCUCAGAAAACUCUCCGAUGUCAGAACAAACAACCACAUUGAGGAAAGCAUUGCAGGUACAAUGGUGACAGGUAGAAUAGACCAUGGUGAUGGUCUAAGAACUGUUCAGCAAGGUUUUUCAGCGUCAGGUUCUGUAGAGGCGCAGAGCAAAAGGAAUCCUGCAAAUAUGAUUAAUCCAGCAACAGAGACAGAGAGGAUGUUGGGGCUGCCCGUGGACAUAAAGGCAGCGGUACGAGAACAGGCGGUUGGAGGGAAUUCAGGAGGGCAGGAGAGUUCUGCAUCACAGAGCCUGAGCUCAGCAGGAUCCCAUAACAGUGAGGAUGGGACAAACGAAUCAUUACAGCCAACUUUCUCACUUGGAGACAACCCUGGUCACACCCAGCAACCAUCUGGUAACACCCAGCAACCACCCAGCCACACCCAGCAACCACCCGGUCACACCCAGCAACCACCCAGUCACGCCCAGCAACCACCCAGUCACGCCCAGCAACCAUCUGGUCACACCCAGCAACCAAGCCAGACUGACUCAGCUACGGAAGGAAACAGAAGUAGUAUAGAAUCAGCAGUGGCAAACAUUUCAAUCAGGGGGCAAAUGGAACAGGAUGAACAACAGCAGCCAAUCAGAGACGAGGGAUUCUGGGACACGAGGCAGGCGCCGUACCAGGACAUGCCCCAGGACGGCGUGCGGAUGCCCCCCCACCCCCCGCUGGGCGUGGCGUCCCCGGAGGACGUUGGUUUCCCCCCCAAUGUGGAGAUGUUCAGGGAUGACCUCAGUUCAGUUAUACCGUCGGAUAUCGGCUGGGAGGCACCCGUGUGGGUCCCAGACGAAGACGCUCCCAACUGUAUGAAGUGUGAGGCCAAGUUCACGUUCACGAAGCGGCGUCACCACUGCAGAGCCUGUGGGAAGGUGCUUUGUUCAGCCUGCUGUGGACAGAAGGCACGGCUGGCAUACAUGGACAACAAGUCUGCCCGCGUCUGCUCAACAUGCUACAACAUCCUACAGAGAGCCCAGGCCAGAGGUCAGAUAGCAGGGAUCAGCCAGGUGACCCCGUCCUCAGGUCAGGCCUCCCCCAACCCUAACAACCCGAUGGAGUACUGCUCCACCCUCCCUCCCAUCCAGCAGGCACAGGAAGCACUGCAGAGGCCACCCCCCAGUGUGCUGGUGCCUGUGGGGGGAAGGCCCCAGGGUGCACUGGGUGUUUCCCAGAGAGAGGGACGGCACGUGAGGUUCUCAGACGGGAGUAUCCCCGGCGGGGACGGGACCUCGGACUCCUCUACCCCCUCCACCCCCUCCCACCCCAUCACUACCCCCCAGGGGGCGGCCGCAGUCAGACCCAGGGGACCUGCACCCAACACGUCCCCUCAACACAAGGGGUCGCCUAGUAAAACAACCGAGACAAGGGCCAGACUUAGUCCAUCUAAGAACAGGGAGAGACAGUCAGGAAGUCCCCGCCAGGGAGGAAGCCCACGGAAGUCUGGGAGUCAAAGGUCACCCCCAAGGUCACGGCAGUCGUCAAGGACAAAGAGUCUAAUUCCUGAGGAGGAGGACAGACUUCCUCCUGUCAUUCUGUCUGUGGGAGACAAAGGAGACUAUGAGGUUGACUCAGAGCCAGACCCUGACAGAACCCUGGCAGAGAUAAAGAGAGAGGAGACAGACCCUGUCAUGUUUCUGGCCAACCCUAACCUGGUGGUGCUGGUCAAAGUCAUCAACUUGUCCUGCUGUGUAAACAGGCUGUGCUGGUGUUUCUCCACACGAGGCAUGCACACAGUCAGUCAGGAUGAGGUGGUCAUCCUACUGGAGGCCAUGCCUGACGAUGAUGUCAUCCCACGAGACAUCUUUGCCCACCUGCAAAUGGUGUAUGAGGAGGCAGGCAAAGGUAACACAGUGGGAGACCUGGGCCACACCAUCUUUAACCAGCCGUUCCUGGGCAGCCGUGAGCAUGGCGGGUUCCUGUACAUCCAGCCGACCUUCCAGUGCACCCAGCGCCUGAUCCUGCCCGACCCCCCCUACGUGGUGGGGGUGCUGCUGCAGAAGUGGGAGACCCCCUGGGCGAAGGUGUUCCCCAUACGCCUCAUGCUCAGGCUGGGCGCCGAGUUCAGAUACUAUCCCUGUCCCCUUUUCAGCGUGCGGUUCCGUAAGCCUGUGUACUGUGAGAUCGGACACACCAUCAUGAACCUGUUGGCUGAUUUCCGUAACUACCAGUACAUGCUGGGCCAGGUGAGGGGAGUGGUUAUACUGCUGGAGGACAAGAGAACACUCGUCAGGAUACCCAGUAACAGAUAUGAUGAUAUGAUGAAGGUACUGAACAACUGUAACGAACACGUCCUGUCCUGGGGCUCCAACUUCAGCGAGGAGGCGGACUCCCACCUGGUGUGUAUCCAGAACGACGAGGGGGCGUACCAGACGCAGGCCAUCAGCAUCCAGAACCGACAACGCAAGGUCACCGGGGCCAGCUUCAUCGUGUUCAACGGGUCACUCAAGACAACAGCCGGGCUGAGGGGGAAGUCCAGUAUUGUGGAGGAUGGAGUGAUGGUACAGAUCCUGCCUGAGACCAUGUCAGAGCUGCGGCAGGCCCUGAGGAACAUGAAGGACUACACCAUCGGCUGUGGCAGCACGGGGACCGAGGAGCCUGAUGAGACUGUCGAGGUGCGAUGGGUGGAGGACGACCGCAAAAUGAACAUUGGAGUCACAAGUCCGAUUGAUGGGCAGUCCAUGGAAGGCCUGACCAACAUCCAUGUGCACAGUGGCAUGGACUUCGCCGGUGAGCAGAGGACCAUUCGCUGGACCGAAGUCUUCUUCCUACAAACUGAGGAGUCCAUGCCCCAGUGUGAGCCGAUGGAGCUGAGCAGGCUGGCUGAGUCCAUCGCCACGGCGACCUGUGUGGCCCUGGUGCAGCACCUGGACUCCCUCAGGGAGGCGGGGAUGUGCAAACUGGGACUCAGGGUCAACAUAGACAGGGACGAGGUUGGGUAUGUAGCAGGUUCCAAGGGCCAGUUCCUGCCACCCCUGUACAUGACUGACCUUGACAAUGAACUCAUCCCUGUCAUCCACAACGCAGCAGCGUCCAAUCAGGACACUCCAAUUCGACUGGAACUCAUCUUCCACAUUCUCCACAACGUGGACUGAGUCUGUCUUGAAAGUUCAUUCUGUUGGUGUUGGUAGUAAGUUUAAGCUGUAAUUUCCAAUGCAAAGAGUUGGACUUACACGAAUUUUUGACUGUACAACUCCAGUCUUUGUCAAGGAA